AUGGGGAGUAUACAGAAUCUCAUUAGCGACCCUGGAGUGAUGAACCAAGUGAGCGGAAUGCUGGAGUCACUAGGGGGAGCUGGUGGGGGAGCCGGGGGAUUAGGUGAUAUGCUUGGGGGACUCAUGGGAGAAGACGGGGGAGGCCUGCAGGACAUGUUGGGAGGACUUAUGGGAGAGGAUGGGGGCGGGCUGCAGGAUAUGCUUGGAGGCCUGAUGGGAGGGGGAGGAGGCGGAGGAGGAGGUGGCGGUAUGGAUUUAAGUAGUAUCAUGGGAAUGAGGGACAUCAUCACCACAAGGACUGAUGCCACCACUAGGAGGGACACCAUCACCACAAGGACUGAUGCCAACACUAUGAGGGACACUAUCACCACAAUGACUGAUGCCACCACUAGGAGGGACACCAUCACCCCCAGGAUGAUGCCACCACUAGGAGGGACACCAUAA
Messenger RNA from Mizuhopecten yessoensis (Yesso scallop), 444 nucleotides. Its product is annotated as keratin, type II cytoskeletal I-like. Lineage: Eukaryota; Metazoa; Mollusca; Bivalvia; Pectinida; Pectinidae. The record is from RefSeq and is a predicted model, not a curated record. The transcript has 2 exons. The coding region runs from base 1 to 444 and encodes 147 amino acids.